Pieris brassicae (large cabbage white) is the source of this 3458-nucleotide messenger RNA. RefSeq names its product protein FAM117B-like. NCBI's taxonomy places the organism in Eukaryota, Metazoa, Arthropoda, Insecta, Lepidoptera, Pieridae. The record is from RefSeq and is a predicted model, not a curated record. The transcript is spliced from 7 exons. Bases 343 to 1314 code for a protein of 323 amino acids.
CACUUUAUUCAUUCAUCCAUUGUAGUGCAGAAAAAAAAUGUGACUUGUUUGAUUUAAUUUCUGUUUAACUUAAUAAGUGCUAGAUGAAGAUUACGUUCAAAAUUUGUUUCUUUAUAUUUUAACGUACUUCCCCGAACAUACACUUUAUAUUAUAAACAGUUACAAAAGCACAUAGCACAGUCGAUUCACGGCCUAACAAGAUCUCUUACAAAGAAGCCGUGCGGCGUCGGCACUCGGCGUUUUAUGUUAUUUGUUUGACAUUGAAGUGGUAGUUGCGUUUAGAUGUUGAAUUCAAUACGAAUGAAGUAUUGAUAAAUUUGUGAAUCGGCACAUCUAGUGAAAAUGUCGGGUCGCGUCCGAAAACAAUCGGAUUGCCCUGUGGGCAAGCAGGGUCCUAUGAGAGCGACAUUGCCGGUCUCUUCUAUAAUGAAACCUAGUGGCGGAUUCAAAAAAAAUACUGGUAACAGCCCCACUCUUUCUCCCACCAAUGUGUGGCGACGGAUUUCCCCUGAUCACGCUCUUUCCGGUCAGAGGAGCCCCGGAGCUGUCAACUAUAAAGGUAAAGGAACUAGUGUAAUUCGGCGCACAGCAUCCUUAGAUACUUUGUAUCAAAAAGGAAAAUGGUCAAGAGACUACUAUCUACAUGCGGGGCAAUUACAAGUUGAUAAAUCCACUCAAACUGAUGAUGGAGGUGGUGUAUCUGGAAGAUCUUCAAGAGGCUCAGAAGAUGAUAAGCUAGAUCGUUUUCUUCGUAGUCGUCUGCAGAGACCACACAAACCAUCAGGAUCUGGAGAUUUUUCUGCACAUUCUAUGAGUCCUGGACUAUGGUCCCGUUUUAGUGGUGGUGCAGUGCCCUUAAGGGCAGCUCGUUCCUCUGUGGAGGGUCUGAACCAGGAAAUUGAAAGACUUGUACUUUGUCCAGCCAGCGGCACUCAGACUCCUCAUCUUGACAGAUUAAGGGAUAAGGUGACACCUGAAGGUCACCGAGCUCCGCUGGCCGAUCUCCUCCGGCGAUCUGUCAACACUCAAACGCCGCACGAUCUCUGUCAUACUGCACACUCCUCAGGUGGAAGUGUUUGUUCGUCUCCGGAUCUCGAUGGCUCGAAACUGGGGACUUCGCCACAGAUCAAUAGAUUCUUGGCCCGUGAACCCCCAGACGGUUGUGAAAAGGUACAGGUGAACCUGAAGUCGGGCGACGGCACCCACGCGGAGUCGGUGUCGGUGAUGAAGCCCUCGGCGCCGGGCUUCACCCUGCGGCCCUCCGUGUGCUCGGCCUUCCAGCCUCUGCAGCCGCACCCCCCUACCUCCGACUAGCCCCCGGACUCGUCGCUUCGGCGGACGGACGAGACGCCCCGGCCGGAGCUUCGCUUCCGUCUCUCGAGACGUGGAGCCGAACGGUUCGGUUCCGUGUGAUUUCUUUUUAUAAUUUUCUCGUUUGACAUUUCUUUACAUUCGUCCAGUCUCGUCGACCGUGCGACGGCUUCUCGAUUUCGGCCUUUCGCCGGUUUGAGUUAAGGGGUGACCGACCAAACGUGACGGUACAAUGAAAUCGGGAUUCGGAACGUCUUUUAUGAACAAUUUAUAGAUUUAAACCGUCGAACUCGGACUUCGCGACGCUUUCGCUCGACGGGAACGAGAGGGUCGAGUUGAGGAAGUAAUUUUUUUUUUUGUAUAAAUUCAGAAAACUGUUUUCAUCCGUGAGCUCGACCGGCCGUAUUCCAAAAGGUGAAACUUGCAAUGUCCAUUAAACCGUCGACGUUUCGGUGGUGCUCCGCGUGAACCGGGAUUGGAGGUCCUUUUUGGAAUACGGGCCCGAGGGAAUCGAGAAAGUCAGUCGUGGAGAGUUAAGGGUCUGUCCGGUUCGAGCGAUGAGACGCCUAUGGGAUUUCUGGGAUGUCUGUAAUCCGUCGGAAGGCGGACGAACAGAUUCUAAAAUGGCAAACGGUCAACAAAAUAUAUUUUUACUACACCAAACUACGGGCCCGAGGUGCUAUGGAAAAAAUAGUUCAGCGUAGUAAAAUUUAGAGUCCGUUCGUCCCGCGUUCUCUGGAAGACGACUUCCUCGAGUCAUAUUCCGUCACGGGGUGUUAGCACCGAGAUCUCUCAGAAAUGACUAGAAACGACAAUAAUAAUCGUUUUAGGUUAAAUUCCUUCGAAACGACGGCUUUCCGAGAUGUACAUACUUUGGCAUUUGGAGUGUGGCCGGACAUCGGUGAUCUCAAUUUAGUUAAAGCUAAUUUUCGUUCGACAUAUCAUCAGUUAAAACCGUUUGUAUAUUUUUGUAAGAACUAGGACCAAACUUGAGGGGUUCCGGGGCUCGGGACGGUGGCCUCCGUCCCCGGGCCCGGAUGCGAAGUGGGUCUCUCGAGAGAAUAGCUCUAUAGGGACUCGACGGGGAAGCGGGAGGAUAGACUGAUUUUUGGAAACUUUACUCGUACUUUGAUACAGGUCUCGGCAAGUAAACGUUAGUUAGGACGAAAUCACUCAUUCCGAACAUAAAUAGCUUUUGCGACCGCAUUUUGUCGGGAUCCGCAUCGAGCCCGGCGAACGCUUCAUUAUUUUUAUAGUAUUACAGAGACGAACGUAUAUUUUGGCUCACCUUUGGAAAACCGAGUACGGUGUGAUUGCUCAAUCGAAAUUUAUAUUAGGAGCCAACCUCGUGACACGCGCCGAAUUCGACGAUGCGAACUUGCGAUGUGUACAUAAUAAUAAUAAUAAUCGACCGAUUCCACUUCGUCGCGUCGAAUCAAGUUCGAUAGGUGAAGGCGAAUACGGGAAACGUAAAAACCGAGCCAGUAUUGAAAUCCGGAUUUCCGAGUGGAUUCUCUCACGAGCGCAAUGUAUGGGGCCGGGUCGCAAGGGCGUCCGUGACUUUUUAAAGUACAUAAAGAUAUUUUUGUAUGCGAGGGGAGGAGUCGCGCCAGAUGUACCAUAAGAUGACUUUGCUAGGAUCUUAGAUUUGAUAGUUCUUUUAUAGGAGGUUAAUUAUUUGAAUGUUUGCUUUUAGGUGACCGAUGAGUUUGUAAUUUUUAUUACUACGAUAUUAGAUUAGAUACUAACGUUCGACUAGACCGGAAGUGCCCGUUGAUAUAAGUUUGAAUCCAGCGAGCCUCUCGUGCGGCGACUUGUAAUGUUUAGGCGUCAAAAUUAGCGAAUAAGAGAAUUAUCGACGGAUUGUUGAGUUUUAGUUAUCGAAUUGUUGAGGUUUAUUGAUAAAAAAAAAUGAUUAUUUUUUUUACUCGCAGCGCACCGCGAGAGGCUCGUCUUCAGAGGCGUCGACUAACAACAAUAAUGAUAGUGUCGAUUUUAAGUAAUGAUAAGAAUGGUUUAUUAUAGUUUUGUUCGAAGAAGAAAUUCUAAUUACUAUUUUUGUUUCCAAUAUUUUAUCACUUUUACCUGUUUUCAUUGUAUUGUAUCUCGCUGUAUUGCAGACAUAUCCAAUAUACAGACUGAUUUAA